Molecule: messenger RNA, 360 nt
Organism: Vigna radiata var. radiata (mung bean)
Lineage: Eukaryota; Viridiplantae; Streptophyta; Magnoliopsida; Fabales; Fabaceae
Product: PRA1 family protein E-like
Exons: 1
Coding region: 1-360 (119 amino acids)
Biological process (GO): vesicle-mediated transport
Cellular component (GO): Golgi apparatus; endoplasmic reticulum
Source: RefSeq, a predicted model, not a curated record
AUGAUCAGACUCCGAAGAAACCUCAGCUACUUCCGCUACCACUACGUCGCAACACUUAUUAUCAUGUUCCUCAGCCUCCUCUGGCAUCCCAUCUCUAUGAUCGUCUUUCUCCUUGUCUUUGUUGCCUGGUUCUACUUCUACUUCUCUCGCCACGGCCCCCUCGUCGUGCUCAACCAAACCCUCGACGAUAGAACCGUGCUCUGCGUUUUGGCGGUUAUCACUGUCGUCGCGCUAGUUUCUACUCACGUUGGCCUCAACAUCUUGUUGUCGUUGAUCGUCGCCGUAGUGUUCGUUUGCCUGCACGGUGCGUUUAGGGUUACUCAAGAUUUGUUUCUUGAGGAGGAAAGUGGGUUGCUUUAA